AGCUGUGUGUAUUUGCCCUGUUCAAUGACAAAUUCUCUGGGGCUAUCCCUAAUGGUGGAAGGAUCAAUGGUUUUUACAGGAUUCUUUUCUCUCACAGGCCGAUCCAGUGGAGAAGCAGUGAGCGUUCAUGUCAUCUACAGACAUCUGUCAAUGAUUAUUGACAAUGGGGACUUUCCACCCAGGAAGCAAGUGCUAUGCAGAUUUCAUGAGAAGCUUCAAGGAGAGUUUCCAGGACUUUCUUGGGGAAACUAUUGUGGAAGUUCAAGUGGGGAUAGGACCUGCAGGGGAGUUAAGGAAUCCAUCUUAUCCAGAGGCUAAUGGUACAUGGAGAUUCCCUGGGAUUGGUGCUUUCCAAUGCUAUGAUAAGUAUAUGAAGGCUAGCCUGAAAGCUGUGGCCGAAGCUAAAGGAAAAGAGCAGUGGGGUUAUGGAGGACCAAGCGAUGCUGGGAACUACAACAAUUGGCCAGAGGAUACACCCUUUUUCAAGGAUGAUGGUGGCUGGAAAACUGAGUAUGGAAGAUGCUUGACAUGUUUGAUCUACAUUGGUGGCUAUUAUUGCAUUCUUGCCAAAAAAAUGUAAGGGAGCUAUUGGGUCACUUGAUUACAGUAAGAAAGAAAGGAGUGCUCUUGCCAUUAAGUCCCAGAUUCAUCCAUCAAAGUUUGGGAACUCAGACUGACAGAAACUAAUGAGAUUCAUGAAUAUAUGUUGAAGAAAGCGACUCUUGCACCUAAACUUAGUCCUAUGACUGACAACCUGUAACAGCUGAGGUUGAAGACCAGGCAAAUGCAAUUACGGUGACAUCUAUAGAACAUUUGCAAGCAGAAGAGAUGGUUGGGGAUGUAGAUGAAUCACAUUUGAAUCUUGAUAUAACUCCCCCAAUAGCAAGAACCAGUGCAGAGUUGAGACCACACACAAAGCCAACAGUUAGAUCAGCUACAGAACUAGGAGUUCCAAAUGCAGAUGUAGCAAACAUGGAUCAUGAAAUGAGGAAUAACCUAAUAAUUAAUAGACAA
Molecule: messenger RNA, 1014 nt
Organism: Cryptomeria japonica (Japanese cedar)
Lineage: Eukaryota; Viridiplantae; Streptophyta; Pinopsida; Cupressales; Cupressaceae
Product: beta-amylase 1, chloroplastic-like
Exons: 7
Coding region: 164-580 (138 amino acids)
Biological process (GO): polysaccharide catabolic process
Molecular function (GO): beta-amylase activity
Source: RefSeq, a predicted model, not a curated record